Thelazia callipaeda (thelaziosis nematode) is the source of this 249-nucleotide messenger RNA. The record is from the annotation of a GenBank genome assembly. Lineage: Eukaryota; Metazoa; Nematoda; Chromadorea; Rhabditida; Thelaziidae.
AUGGCACAAUCCGUUCCUCCUGGAGACAUCAACACCCAACCCAACUCCAAAAUCGUUUUCAACGCACCAUACGACGACAAACAUACCUACCACAUCAAAAUCACGAACGCCGGCGGUCGUCGAAUUGGAUGGGCUAUCAAGACAACCAAUAUGCGUCGUUUGGGGGUUGACCCACCAUGUGGCGUAUUGGAUCCUAAGGAGAAUGUACUGAUGGCGGUCUCCUGCGAUACGUUCGAUGCAUCGAAAGAA